Molecule: messenger RNA, 1416 nt
Organism: Dentiscutata erythropus
Lineage: Eukaryota; Fungi; Glomeromycota; Glomeromycetes; Diversisporales; Gigasporaceae
Source: the annotation of a GenBank genome assembly
AUGCCUUGGAUAGGCUUUCUGCCGGCAGAAUGUUUCGAUGAAAUAUUAAACCAUCUUCAAAAUGACCAAUCCUCCCUCUAUAGUUGUUUAUUUGUCAGUCGUUUCUGGUGCACUCGUAUUAUUCCUUUCCUUUGGAAAAAACCUUUUGCAUUACAAAGAAUGCAUGGAUUUGUUCCGUUAAUAAGAACUUAUCUUUCUUGCUUGAAUGAAGUUGAACAAUCUCAACUAAUCCCUUGUUGUAUCGAUCUUCCUCAUGAAGAUCUUUUAUUUGAAUAUGGAAAGUAUUUACAAGAUCUCUCUUAUGAAUCUUUACAUUUAUCUGUCAGAAAUCAUUUCCAAUUUUAUAUGUAUGAUGAGAAUGAUGGUAAAAAUUUUCCAAACGUUGUUAAUCUUUUUCGCCACAUGCCUUCUUUAUGUUCUAGCCUUUUCAGGCUGGAUAUCCUUCUCGAUGUAACUUCAAAUUAUCCUGUAGAAACAAUUGAUAUUGUCAACUUAAUUAGAGCUCAACGUGCGUUAAAUGGAUUUUAUUUAUUAUACAGAGGUGAUGGAUGUCAAGAUAUUAUUUCUGCUUUACGACCUCAUGCGAACUUCUUAACUUCGUUGGUUUUUGAUUCUCUCCAAUUCUCUAAUAUUUCUCUGAAACCCUUGUCAAUUUGUGCUCAUCUGACUUCUUUCACCAUGAUUUCUUGUCAAAAUGUUACUAUUAAGCAUUGUAAUGAUUUAUGUAAAGCUCCUUUUCAUCUCAAAACUUUAACCUUGGACGAUAAUGAUAUGCCUUCAAUCGCAACAAUUUCUUUAAUCGUUAAGGCAGGAAAAGAUUUAAAAGCAACUACUCUGAGUUUGAGCCAUAUAACACCUGAAGUUAUAGAUGCCGCAUAUCAACAUUGCCCAAAUAUUACUUAUCUUUCGAUAGAGAUUGCAAGGGCUCUCUAUGAUAAAAUUUUUGCUUGGAUAAAAAAAUUAAAUCUCUAUGGGCUUUCUUUCGAUUCUAUGGAUUCUAUGUAUAAUAAUACUAGUGAAAUUUUAUCCCGAUUGGCUCAAUGUUUACCACCUACAUUAUGGUUCUUGGAAAUGAAUUGUUCUUUUUCAACUGAUGAUAUGCUACAAUUUAUAAACACUUGUUCCUCACCUUUAUCCCAUUGGAUCAUUACGUCUGAUGAUGGUAGUGGCAAUUUUACAGAUAUGCCCUUAGCAUUAAUCGAUCAAUUCUUUAGUACUCGUAAUAUAUUAAAAGUAUUAGGCCUUUGUGGUCCAUUCACCGAUCUAGCUUGGAAUGUGCAAUCUUUAGAAAUCAUAAAAUCCUUAAAAGAACGAGGUGUAAAGGUUGUAGACACUAGAGAAGUUCAUUUGGAUUUUACGCUUAAUGGUGAUUUUUCUUUUACAGUUUUGGAACAAUUGUCAGCUUUUGAAGAUUAA